Molecule: messenger RNA, 1350 nt
Organism: Microthlaspi erraticum
Lineage: Eukaryota; Viridiplantae; Streptophyta; Magnoliopsida; Brassicales; Brassicaceae
Source: the annotation of a GenBank genome assembly
AUGAGGACGAGGAUGUGCGAUCUUCCAUCGAAACUGGUUGGGGAGAAGAUACUGACCAAGGUUCCGAUAACAUCUCUGGGACAAGUGCGGUCCACUUGCAAACUAUGGGACGGUCUAUCGAAAGAUUGGAUUCUGGGUAAAGAAGCAGCAUCAAGGACGCAGCAGUUUCUAGGGUUCAUGACCAUGGAUUCCAAGGUUUGUUCACUGAGAUUCAAUCUCCGCAGCAAGGACGGAGAGCAAGAGCAAGAGGAAGCGCAAGAGGGAGAGGAGGCGGUUGAUGUAUCUGUUAAGCAGGUGGAUAUACUUAAUCAAGUGGAAAUCUCUAAAGUGUAUCAGUGUGAAGGCUUGUUGCUAUGCGUGGCCAAGGACAACUCGAGGCUGGUGGCGUGGAACCCUUACUUAGGGCAAACAAGGACGAUCGAACCAAGAAAGAGUUUCCACAAAAGGGACGUGUAUGCUCUCGGAUUCGACAAGAAGACCCGUAACCACAAGAUCUUGAGGUAUUUGGACUAUCAGGAAGGGAAGGAGCACCUUUUCGCGUUUGAAUUCUACGACUUUGGCUCUAACUCGUGGAGGCUUGUUGAGGUCAGACCCGACUGGGAGGUGGCAUCUGGUCACCGCGGCGUGUCUCUGAAGGGAGAUACUUAUUUCUUUGCUCAGGAGAAGAUAGGACGCGACUUUUUUGAUCCAACUUUUCGAAGCUCAAGAAGUUCAGUGUAUAGCCGUGGCUUUGGUAGAGUACUAGAUUGUGAUGAUUUCCUACUCUGUUUUGAUUUUACAAGAGAGAAGAUGGGACCGCGUCUGCCUCUUCCGUUUCACACUUUACCUCCAUUAGGAGAGAUUGUGAGUCUCUCUUGUGUUAGAGAAGAACAGCUCGCUGUGCUGUUUCAGCAUGGUGGUGAGGAGGAGAUACGUGAGGAACUGGACGUUUGGGUUACGACUAGGAUUGAUCCCGAGGACGUGUCAUGGACCAAGUUUUUGACUUUCGAUAUGAGACCACAAGCUAGACUUGGUGUUGGUCAGCUUCACAAGCAUCCGAGCUUCUUCAUUGACGAGCAAGAGAAAGUCGCUGUGGUUUUCGAUGUAAUGGAGUUUAGUAACAAGGAUAACCAGCCUAGCUACCACACAGCUUUUGUCUUCGGACAAGAUGGAUACUUCAAGCCUGUGCUUCUCGGAGAAGCUCCCAAUAUCUAUACUGGAAGAUUUUCUACCUGGAAAAUGUAUUGUCCCCCAAUUGUGUGCUCGUCUUCUUAUCUCCCAAGUUUAGUGCAAAUCAAGCUCAACAACCCGCGCAAAAGGAAAGAAAGGCUUGUGAUUUUACACUCGUUUCUUGCAAGUCUAACUAGCUGA